AUGGAGUCUUCAUUUUCUAUGAUUUUGGAGAUUUGUCUAAAUAGGAGAAUACGUUGUGAAGAUAGGGAGAAGGAAUUAAUAGAAGAACUAGAAGGAAUUAUAAACAAACUUUCAAUUUGUAAUGGAGUAAAAUAUUCUAAUGAUUUACCUGAAAAUAUAAGAUACAUAAGAUUUUACGAUCCAACAAUUGAUGAAAAUGAGAUAAUAAUUAAAGAAGAAUUGUUAAAUUCUCUUCUGAAUGAUAAAAGAAGACGUUUCUUUACAUUAAAAAGUAUGGAACCAAUUCAAGAGCCUUUAUGUCUAGAUGAAGAGAAAGAUACAGCGGCAUCUUGUAUUGGAUUUACUCAAACAGAUCUCCCUCACUCAUCAUUAGAUAAUAUCUGGGAUAAUUUAAUUUUUCCAAAGUGUAUAAAGAAGAAAAUUAUUGGCUAUACAACAACAUUACUACAAUUUUCAAAAUUAUCUAUAUCUGAUGACAAAAUAUCAACUAAUAGAUUCAUUUUAUUUCAUGGACCACCAGGAACUGGUAAAACAUCUUUAGCUAAAGGAUUUGCCCAAAAAAUGUCUAUUCGUCUAAAUUCAUUCUAUCAAAGUAGUAUUCUUGUAGAAAUAAAUUGUCAUUCCCUUUUUUCUAAAUGGUUUUCACAAUCGGCAAAAUUAGUUAGUCUAUUAUUUGAUAAAAUUUUAAAUACAUAUGCUGUCAAUAAAAAUAUGAUGGUAUUUGUUUUGAUUGAUGAAAUUGAAAGUAUAGGGUUAUCAAGAGAAAAGUCAAUGGGAAAAAAUGAUCCUGGUGAUGUUGUCAGAGUCCUUAAUUCUUUUUUGACUCAGUUAGACAAGGCAAAGAAAUAUCCUAAUGUUAUGUUUAUUGGAACUUCUAAUAUGAAUCAUAUUAUGGAUGAGGCUAUCUCUGAUAGAAUUGAUCUAGACAUUUUUAUUGGAUAUCCUUGUUUAGAAGCUACAUAUACUAUAUUAAAAGGAAUUAUAGAGGAGUUAAUGGAAAAAAAAGUGUUAGUUAGUGAGAAAUAUUUACCCAUAAUGAAUGUAAAUGAUAUAGAAAAUUUUAAUUUAACUUCUAUUAAUUUAUAUGAAAAAGCCAGAAAUUUCUACACUAAUAAAACAUCAGCAAGAAGAUUAAGAAAAGUUGCUUUAAUACCUUUUGCUGAAACAUUUUCAGAAAAAAUGGAUAUAAAUGAAUUUAUAAGAUUAAUUUAA
Messenger RNA from Strongyloides ratti, 1212 nucleotides. Its product is annotated as Pachytene checkpoint protein 2 homolog. The record is from RefSeq and is a predicted model, not a curated record. Bases 1 to 1212 code for a protein of 403 amino acids. NCBI's taxonomy places the organism in Eukaryota, Metazoa, Nematoda, Chromadorea, Rhabditida, Strongyloididae. The transcript is spliced from 2 exons. Gene Ontology annotation, biological process: meiotic recombination checkpoint signaling; reciprocal meiotic recombination. Gene Ontology annotation, cellular component: chromosome; nucleus. Gene Ontology annotation, molecular function: ATP hydrolysis activity; ATP binding.